Messenger RNA from Diaporthe batatas, 3402 nucleotides. RefSeq lists its product as uncharacterized. Gene Ontology annotation, cellular component: nuclear pore outer ring. The transcript is spliced from 2 exons. Gene Ontology annotation, biological process: protein import into nucleus; positive regulation of DNA-templated transcription; mRNA export from nucleus. The record is from RefSeq and is a predicted model, not a curated record. Lineage: Eukaryota; Fungi; Ascomycota; Sordariomycetes; Diaporthales; Diaporthaceae. Gene Ontology annotation, molecular function: structural constituent of nuclear pore. The coding region runs from base 1 to 3402 and encodes 1133 amino acids.
AUGUCUUUCAAGGUGCCUGACGACGACGACGAGAGCAGCUUCCUCUCCACCCCAGAUCACAGUCGGCAUGUCAAGGGGAAAAGCCUCUUCGACUUUGGCAAUGUGCCUUCCACGACCCCAGCCGCUCCACCGCCCCAUGCGAGCAGCACACCCGCCGGCACCCCUUCUGCCUCCUUCAUGGGCAGCUCUUUGAUGAAGGCUGUUGGUGCUAGCAACUCCAAGAAUCCUUUUUCUCUGAGCGGCAUGGACGACAAAACCCCGCCCGUCAGGAACCCAUUCGCUGGCGCAGGAUCGGCCCCUAAGACGAACCCCUUUGCGCCCGCACCCCCAAAGAAUCUGUUCGCCACGAAGCAGAAGAAAAAGUCCAACGCUCCACUCGGCCGAUCUCUUCGCUCCAGUACGACUCGCAAACCUUCGCGACUCAGAGAAGAAGUGCUGGACCAUGACGAGGAUGAUGACGAUGACGAUGACGAUGACGACGAGGACGAGGACGAGGAGAAUGCGGCAACCCAGACGAGGGGAGGCUCGUUCCAGGUGGACUAUGGAAGUGACUCAGAGGGCGACAAUUAUGAUGAAUCUGAUGGGCCUGAAGAAGAGCAGGAUGAUGCCCCAGUGACAUCCCGAACCCGUUCAGCAAAGGCUUUCAUUGAGCGUUUUGACGAAUACUCUGAUGGCGAGGGAGAAGAAGACGCAGGCGAGGGAGAUAUGUGGCUUGAUAUGGAACACGAGGAACAGGACGAGAACGGUGAGGCAAUGGAUGAGUCUGAUCUGAUGAUGCUACAGACGCCAGCGGCGGACGAGAAAGUCUUUAGGGAGGCAGAGGGCAUAUUCCGGGCCACAGCACAGCGAUCAGGCGUCCGCCGACACUCGUUUACGAUCGCUUCCAUUGCCAAGGACCUCUACAGCAAAGCCAACUACGCAACCAUAACGGAGCCGCCAGAGGUGAUACUUGACACCGAGAGCUUGAUCACUCGACUGUACAAGGAUGGCGUGGGAGCAGAAGAGGAUGACGAAAGGCUGGACGAGACCUUGGCGACGGUCUCCGGAAAGCUCAUCGGCUUGUGGAAGCAAUACGUCGACACCCUUCCUCUGCAGUCCGAGGAGCAUGCUGCUGAAAUUGGACCAGCGCCUCAGUCCCUGCCGUUUGAGAAGGCCACAUACGUUGCGACCCUCGCCCUACAAAUACAUCAUACCAGGACAGGCGAAGAUAGCCGGACGACAGAACCCCUCCCGGAGUCACUUUUCAGGUGGCUUGCUGACCAUCACAACCCCUACCCAGCCCAGGUUCAAGAAGUCCUGCAAUGCAAGCCUUGUCCGGCCAGUCAUAGCAUGUUCUGGCCGACCGUGUGCAUGGCUCUGCUUCGAGGCCAGGUCGCCGAGGCGCAGGCACUAUUGGAAAACGCAGGCUGGGAAUCCGUCAAGGCUAACCGCCGUGGCGAGCUGGAGUACUCUGGCCGCGCACUUGACAAUGUGCGGUUUGCGACUCAGGACACUAUCAACAUGUUGGACCUAUGUCCUGGGAAGAAAGGGAACUGGCACAUCUCACACGAUGAGUGGAAAAUCUUCCGUGUCAAAGCGAGAGGCGCACUGGAUCAUCUGCGACGGUUUGCAGAAGGCAAGAACAGAAUGGUCAUUGAUGACGAAAUGUCAGACGACUACCAGUCUCUGACAGCGGCGGCCAGGAAAGCGGAGAGCCAGGUUCCUUGGGAGAUCUACGAAAACCUGAACGUCAUUUUCGAGAUCGCCCUCGGCGCCCAAGAUGUGAUCCUCGAAACUGCACAAGACUGGUGUGAAGCUACUAUCGGGUUGUUUGGCUGGUGGGACGAGAAUCGAAGCCAGAAGAGUAAUCGCCUAUCCAGGUCUCAGGCCCUCCGGAUUGGGCCGCAAGCGAUGAGCUCUGAAGGAUACAUGGAGCGACUUGCUCACUCGUUCCAAACAGCUGUGGCAUCUGACUUCUCCUUCAACUCUCUCAAUCCCGUUGAAGUUGGCAUGGCUUGUGUCUUUGAGGACAACGCCAAGGCAGUCGUUGCCUUGCUAAGAACGUGGUCGCUCCCAGUGGCUGCCGCCGUCACAGAGAUAGCAUCCCUAGGCCGCUGGCUACCACAGCACCAGCCCUCAGCUCUUUACGCGUUCGAUGACCUGGAUCCGGAGGAUCUGGCAGUCCUGGGGGUCGAUCCUGGCGACCCCGACGAGACGGAUGGGAUUAAGGACAACACACUGAUACAGUAUGCCCAAGAGCUUUCAAAUUACAAGGAGUUGGCCUCUGUCCGUGACAACUUUGGCGUUUCGCGGGAUGGAUGGGAAGUGGCGAUCCACGUCCUCGGUAGGAUGGACUCGCCACAACGGUCAGAGGAGACAGUUGGCGAGCUAGUUGCAAACAUCCUGGAGGAGAUGGACGUGGAGUCCACGGAGAUGGUGGAUAAGGUAUGGAGGCUACUCAACGAACUUGGCAUGAUCCAGUUUGCGGAGCAGGUCGCAGAGCGCUUUGGUGAUCUUUUGAAGGAGACCUGCUUCCGCUAUGGUGAGGCAAUGUGGUACUAUGCCCUGUCUCAUCGACCAGCCAAAGUGCGAGAUGUCAUGCACUUUCUUAUCGCCUACUCUCUCAUCCAGUCCGCCGCGUACCCACCUACAGCAGAGCUUGACGACCACCUGCGGCAGCUCCUGAAGCAGCGCAAUAGCACUCUUGAGCGACUGGCCAAACAGGAUUUAGAAGCAGCAGAGCUUCUUGGCAAGAUGCUUGCCGGUUACGCCACGCUGCGCAAAUUCUACGAGAUCCGCGACGACGAGUCACUGCCGUUGGCAAGACGGCAAAAGUCUGCCGCGGCAGCAUUGACAAUUGUGAUUGCCUCUUCGGACGACAACAUUCGUGGCGGUCUGUACGACGCAUCGCGUGACGCAAUCGUCGGCGAGGACUUCUUGUUGGCCCUGCUGGGCGAGGCGCUCGUAUUUGUCGACCACAACCAGCGCGGCCCUGGCUCUCCGCCGCUAAUCACACUUGAGCAGCUCGACGUUUUGCUCAAGGCGGUUGAGGACCUCCAGACCGUGGGCAGCAGGGUUUACGAGACGUGCAAGGAUUUCUUCCAGCUGGUGCUUGCAUCUUCUCCCAAGCUCUUGAAGGGGUCUACGCCAGCAGACCUGAUGAAGAAGUCAACGGAGAAAGGAAGCAUGGUGCUGACGGGAAGCUCGAUGCUGGCCUCACAGCUGCAUCGGUCUGUGGCCGGCGGGUCGCCGGGCAAGAGUAGCGCAGUAGCACCGAAAGGCAACGCAAAGAGGGGCUGGGAUUGGAGAUCCGGGCUGGACUACUCAACAUCGGCAGAGCAGGUGCUGCGCAUACUGAGGCUAGGUCUGACAAGAGACCUGGCCAAAUUGUGGCUCGUGGAAGCGGACGGCGGGAUGUUGUGA